Molecule: messenger RNA, 1212 nt
Organism: Caenorhabditis briggsae
Lineage: Eukaryota; Metazoa; Nematoda; Chromadorea; Rhabditida; Rhabditidae
Exons: 6
Coding region: 1-1212 (403 amino acids)
Biological process (GO): carbohydrate metabolic process; glycosphingolipid biosynthetic process
Molecular function (GO): N-acetyl-beta-glucosaminyl-derivative 4-beta-N-acetylgalactosaminyltransferase activity
Source: RefSeq, a predicted model, not a curated record
AUGUGUCAAGCCCGACUCGAACUGUGUCAACGGGCACAAGUUUUGCGCCACCGCGCCGAAGUGAAAUGUCUGCAUCUCCUAGGAUUCACACAGUGUCUCUCAUCUCCAAACAAUUCUCAGUGCUUCUUUUACAACAAAAAAUACCAGAAGAAACAGGACAAACCACAGCUGUUGAUAGCAGCAACUGAAGAACAAGUCCGUUCUGUGGACGUGGUACAACAAUCGAAAAAUAUCGGAGUAGCAGAAAGGGAACAUGAUAUAAAAGAUCCCGUUGAACUUGAAAUCGCCCGCCAAACUCUAACAUUUUUAAAUAUGGAAGAUGCUGUUACAAAACCGAAACCACAUGUGAAGAUUGCACAAGAAGAUGGUUCCUGCCCAGCAGUUGAAAGAAUACCAGAUCUUCAAGGAGCUCUUCCACAAGCAACACUUUUGAUUCAAAAUCUACAAGAAGGGGAAGUCCACGCAGUUCAUCCAGAACUAGGUCCUGGAGGUUCUUGGAAACCCAAUGAUUGCCAAGCAAGGGAUAAAAUAGCAGUGAUUAUCCCAUAUCGAGAUCGUCAAACCCAUUUGACUCGGUUAAUCGACUUCUUGAUUCCGAUUCUACAAAGGCAACGGUUGGACUUUCGGUUCAUUGUUACGGAACAAUACGGUAACGACUUGUUCAACAAAGGUCGCAUCAUGAAUGCUGCAUUUAUUUUCGCUGAAAGCCUUGGAGUGGAUUGUGUCGUGUUUCACGAUGUCGACAUGUUUCCACAAGACGAUCGGAAUCCAUACUCGUGCCCACCAGGACCACGACAUCUUGGUGCUUUUGUCAGCAAUCUUGGUUACCAGCUAUGGUACAAGGAGAUUGUUGGAGGAGUGCUAGCUGUAUCGAUGGCUGAUUAUCGAGCAGUCAACGGCUACUCAAAUCAAUUCUGGGCGUGGGGUGGUGAAGACGAUGACAUGGGACAACGGAUAUUAUCACUGAAUUAUACGAUAGAAAGGCCCAAUCCUGAAACUGGCAGAUAUUCUAUGCUGAAGCAUGUGAAAAGAAAAAGAACAGCUCCCAAAUUAAUUUAUAAACUCCUCGGUAAUAGUGCAAAUCGAGUAGCAUAUGACGGUUUGAACGAGACCGACAAAUGGACCAUUAGAAAGGUCACAACACGGCCUCUAUACUAUCAUCUUUAUGUGGAUGUUGGUCCAGUGCCCGAAGAAUGGCGAGCCAAAGCAUAA